Messenger RNA from Clunio marinus, 830 nucleotides. The record is from the annotation of a GenBank genome assembly. NCBI's taxonomy places the organism in Eukaryota, Metazoa, Arthropoda, Insecta, Diptera, Chironomidae.
ACACACAGCUUCGAGUCAAAACUAUCAGAACGUCUACAGCAGUGAAAGUGUUAACAUGUGCUGCACAAUAAUUUAUCAAACUUAACAAUGUGAGACACGCGUUUUAAAUGUGUUUUUUGUUUGCUGUUUUAUUAAUGGUAACGAUAUCUAAUAAUAUAUAGAAUGCAUCGAAAUCUUCUAAUCUUCAACCUUUGACUAAAACCUGAGACGCCAUUUUGAUGAAGAAAUUUUUUCUCCACUUUCGUCAAUGCAAAUUUCACCGAUAGAUUAUGUAAAUCUAUCGAUGUGCUGUUCUUCACUCCGUUUUGAAGUUUGAAAAGUAUUUCCUGGCACUCACGUCCUAUUGAGUGCUACUUCCUGCUGAGUUGAUUGAGAGUUUUGAUUUCUUUUCCAAUUUCUUCUUUUGAACUUUAUUAUUUUCUAGUUUGCUUUCUAGAAAAUAUUCCUGGUGGCGUAGAAAUUCUUUAUGCCCUUCCUGGCUAAAGAAUAAAAUUUCUCAGUGAAAAACUUUAUUUUCGAGUUUUUCGAGAAAUUUUUGAUUUGUUCAUCCAUGGCCUGGAUUUGUCCUUCGAUGUUAAACGUUUCUUCCGGUGAAGUGAAGAAUUCACUUGAGACAGGCCGAUAUGUUGAAGGCCUUUUCCCGUUGUUUUUAGAUUUUUUAAUUUUAAACAUUUUGAAUUUAGCACAAUUAAUUUAAUUAAUACUUUUUUUGUGAAUACGAGUCUCUCAAAAAAAAUAAUUAAAAACUUCUGCAAAUUUACAAGCGUCACAAAAAACAUGUUAUCUAUCUUAAAAUAUGAACAAAUAAAGAUUUUUUAUGCAACUCAGAA